This is a messenger RNA of Aplosporella prunicola CBS 121167, 5637 nucleotides long. RefSeq lists its product as uncharacterized. The transcript has 7 exons. Lineage: Eukaryota; Fungi; Ascomycota; Dothideomycetes; Botryosphaeriales; Aplosporellaceae. Gene Ontology annotation, cellular component: mediator complex. Gene Ontology annotation, biological process: regulation of transcription by RNA polymerase II. The record is from RefSeq and is a predicted model, not a curated record. Gene Ontology annotation, molecular function: transcription coregulator activity. The coding region runs from base 255 to 5450 and encodes 1731 amino acids.
CUCGACCCUGGGAACCCCCGUCGCCGAGCAUUGGCCGACCGAGCUGCCACAUCUGCGCGCUCGACAAUGCCCUAUCUGUCUGCGCCCGCUCACGAGGAUCCCGGCUCGCCUUCACCAAUCUAUCCGACGUCGUGACCUCGCCUCUGCCGGCACUUCUUUGAACUAUUUUAUGAAGCCGCGUGUAGCCGUCGGCGGUGCGCAUCACGAACGCUUCUACCAUCCCAGCAUCCCUUAGUUUUUCCGAAACAGGCCAGAUGGAUUCAAUCAAAAACACCACCACCAAUGCCACGGCAAUCUCCGGUUACGCUGUCAUCUCUUAUCGCACUUUUUCCACGGCUCCCACCAGCGACACUGCCCACGGCAGGUCUGCUGGGCUUGAAGGUUUGAGCGCUGUCGAGGCUCGUUUGCGAGAGCUAAGACGCACUGUCUUCCUUGACAGACUCAAGCUUGUGCUCUGGUUAUUUGAGCCUGGCACUUCGCCUCCAGCCAUCGAUCAUGGCUCGUUGCAAAGCCAGGAACUGGGGGGACUCCAACUCCUUCCCCAAUCGGAAGGCGAGUUCAAAGCCGCAGAGCUAGCUAAGGCAGCUGCAAGACCUUCCGCCGCUGGGCUAUCUGGCCCAAACGCCGGAAACCUUCGAGCUAUCCAGGCGGCAAAUGCCCGUGCCUUUCAAAGCAAUGCUCAACAGAGCAAUGCACCGAGCGGAGGCCCCGAAAUCCGAAAAGAUGACCCCGUCACCGUUUACGAAUGCUUCAUGGCAGCAGUAAUCGCAUCCGUUUCCUUCCAUUUGUCUCGAUUUCAUCAUAUGAUACCCCUGAAUUAUCGUACUUUUGUUUCCUUUCCUAAAGCAACCGCCCUGGGCGAUGAUGAUGGCGACAGCGACGAUGAUAAUGCCAGCUUUGAUGAGGAAGCAUGCUGUCUGUUCACAACCAUCGAUGCACACUUGUCGACUUCAGGAACAUUGGUCAUUUCUACAUCAACGGAAAACAAUGUCAAGCUUUACCAACUGGAAAAGUCCAUCUACUUGACUGGAUCUUCGGAAGAUUUCCUGGGCGAGCUAGUGCGCGUCGCCCCCAACGGAGCCAUAGCCAGAUACAUUGGAGUUGAUGUUCCCAGCCUGCGGGAUGGUGAAAGCCCAUUGAAGCGACUGAAGUUAAAUCGGCUCUGGAAAGCCGAUGUAAUUCGCUGGCUGCGUCGCAAGGGUAUCUGUCUACAAAGAAUGGAAGAACCAGGCAAAUGGGUGCGCAUACAGCUACAGACCAGUAGCAGGAUGGAUGGCCCAGGUCCUACAAACGCUUCCUGUCAAGAAUGUCUUUGGCCUGCGGCACUAUGCUUUUUCUAUAGCUCCAACUUACAGGAUGAGGUGUCCAGGGCUUUGGAAAGCCCCUAUUUAUACCGCCAUGGCCUUGACCAACGGCCUGAAGACGGCACCGAAUGGUUCCGUACAUCGAGCCAACAGGGAUUCGAAGACCCCUUGGAUACUGCGCAAAACUGGUUACUUGGUAAAGAAGAUCGAGUAAAGACAGUGGAAACCAUAAAAGCUCGUCGAACACGAGAAGAAAACGCUCAAAUGACAGCAGACUCUACGACCACAUAUCCUUCUUCGCCGUUGUAUGCAAGGGGAUCAGGGUAUGGAGACCUCCAUACUGCGCAAGGUGUAUAUCCCACACCACCAGACGCAAUUCUUGCUCCGGGGGCUGGUGCGCCUGCUGGAAUGGACGGAGUCGUCAUGAGCGCCUCCGGCGCAGACGGACAAGGAGCACAAAACCAAAUCCACAAUGGAGCGGAGGCACUUAGCUUACCUGAUCAAGGAGCUGUGGUUUCUGGUGUAGAUUAUGGAAAUCAGCAAGCCCUCAUGCACCCGCAGGAAAGUUCAGCUGGUGGGCCGCUACCCGAAAACGAUGGCAACGAUGAUCUGUUUGAGGACAUGGACGAAGAGAUGUUUGGGGCAAACGACAUCACUGAAGCGGAUUUCAACUUCUUCGAUGAUGGUGAUGGCGCAGGCUUCGGUGGCCUUAUGGAUGUCUCACAGCCUCUUGCUUUCGAAGAACCCAAGAACGAGACUCCGGCGGAUUUCAAGUUCGAGUCACCCAUGGCCGAAGUUCACGAUGCAACCAUCGAACAAAAGCCGGAGGUAAUGCUCGACGUAAAACCAGAUUUGGAAGCCGAAUCUACCACACAGGCCAAAGAUAUGCAACCCACAAACACUGGAGCCGAUAUGGAUGCAAUCGAUGAUUUUAUCGAAGACCAGCAGCAUGCCGUGCAACCCAAAGACGAUGUUAUGGAAAUUGAAAAGGUCAAGACUCCGCGUAUCAGUCCACCACUCAGUCCUUCUCGGAUCAACGAAAAGUUGUUUCCGUCACCGCAUCCGAAAGUUAUGGAGACUGACUUUGAGGACCAAGACCUUCCAAGGCUUCAGAGAAGGGAGAGCAUGUUUGAUGCUGUGGGCUUCAGCAAGAGAAUGGAAUUAACGGAUUCUAAAUACAGGUCCACGGGCCGCUUCAAUUUUGCUUUCGAGAGCCAACCGUUGCAACUAACAGACAAAACCGGUAGACCAUUAACUCUCCAUCCUCCGACUACAAUCCCAUUCGCUCCCAGCCUGUCUCGCAGUGUAACAGUGCCUAAAAGCGUUGUAGAGGAGGCAGAUAUGAGCGAUGCACAAUCCGAGGCAAGCGACAGCUACACUGAUGCUUCUACCAGCUCAGCUUCAAUGGGCGAGAGCGCCUUAUCUGCAAUGAAUGCGCCAGACGUAGCCUCGGUGGCGAACAGCAAGAGGAAGUGGGCACCGUCGGUUGUUGCGACAUCAGCUGUCGGAACCCCUGGAGGAAUGCAGGUCAAUUCAGGCGAUGUUGACAGCAUUAUGGGCGAUGCCGAUGGUACGGAGACAGAAGUCCCUUCUUUGCUCUCCCUAGAACCCGGCCCCUCUGACUGGACACUCGCCUGCGCUCCACCACCGUCAAUUAAAACAAAACGACGACCUGGCACUGCAGAUUCAAGGAAUCGCUCUGAAUCUUUUCCACUGACUUCAGCCGCGUCAACGCCUUCUUCGGUCGGAAGCUCAGAGGCGGUGUUAGAACCUCUUCCUCCGCCAUUGAACACCAAAGAAAUAAUCACUAUAACUCAACUUCUAGCCGAUCAAGUCAUCUCCACCACCCUCGAUUUAUUACCCGAAGACAACGACGCUGAGUUUGUAGAUUUGACCCAACCCUCUGGCGAGGUACGCGACCAGAUGCAAGCGGUCCAAAGCGCUAUCAAAGAGCUUUUCCCGCAGGGCAGUGAAUGUAAUCUGCUAGGGUACGCUCAAAUCCAAGAUGUCAUGCCUGAACCGACCACUUCCUCUAAAGCUCAACCGAAGCCUGUUCCUAGGCGCAACAAUCCGGCAGCCGAUCCUCAUGCUCAGAUGUUCUUCCCAAUGGCAACUCCUCAUGUCCGUCUUCGCCGUGGUGAAGAUAUGUGGGAUGUUUUGCCCCCUGCUCUUUCGUUCUGGGAACCGUUGGGCCUCGCACCCACUGGGGGACCAAAGAAUGUGUUGGCAUACUGCAUAACGCCGUGGAGCGAUCAACUGAAUGGCCCUUUGGAAAGCUUUCUCGAUAACGUGGGUAUGUCAUACGAGAGCUGCAAGUUUGGAAUGCACACUCGUCCGCCAGCAGACGAUGAUUUCCCGAGCGGUGUUGUGCACGCAGAAAUCGACAACGUAGUAUCGCCAACCUUCCAAACGUGCCUGCGGGCUAUGCGAGACGCUUGCGCCCGACUCGGCAGAUGUCUUUCGGGACUCAAUCUUAAGGAGUGGUAUGCCAAGCCUGAUGAAGCACCGCCAUCCUGGAAUAUAGACGCUCUGGUGGUCUACAUUAUCAAUCCUUUCACCGAUCCGCAUUCCAUUUGGCAACUAUGCUCAGCAUUCUGGACGCUUUUCCAUAUUUAUGCUUCGACCUCCUCAGCAAAGGCUACGGACGAGUCCAAGCCAGAUGUUGUACUCCAGCUUGUACCUAUCAAAUAUGUCGCCUCUUUCGACUCGCCUGUCGUCCUUGAACCUGCUGUCUUAAACAGGCUUGCGAGAGAAGUCUAUGACAGGUGCCCUCCAAAGGCACCAAACGACGACCACUCUGCAUUGAGCAUCUACUCAGCGCCUUCCAUUCAACUUGAGGAAAUGUUGCCGAAACAAAUCCCCUUUAGGAUAACUGUCGAGCCACCAUCUGACCUUUUGCAUGAGAACUCCUACAUCCAUGUUGGUUAUGCUGUGAGCUUCGAUGGAGCAUGGCUUACGGCUGCUUGGACUGAUAAUCCGGGAAAGCACCAAGCGACAGUAUCUUAUUACCUAGUGAACAGGUCUUUUGCCGAAGUGGCCCGCGAGAUUUACCAGACAUCACUGGAGAUUAUGCAGAGCAGACGCGUUACUUGGCGACUGUGCAUAGCAAGGGCUGGCGUUAUGGAACGCGAAGAAAUGGACGCCUGGACUGCCCUCGCCAACAGCCCGUGCCACCUAACCAUUGGCACCGCCCUCGUCUCCAUUGAUCCUAAUCCGUCUUUCAAAAUAACCUCUACCCUUCCUUCGCCAACAGCCCCCACGACCACUCAGCCAAAUUCAGCUGUUCCACCUAACAAUCUCGGUGUUUCAACACCGGGAACAACUCCUCAAGCUGGAGUGUCGCCUUCUGGUGAUACACAACACGGCUUCACACCCGCCGCAGCAACGCCCGGUGAAAGCAAUCCGCCCGCCGCUAUUACCGACCCCAGCCAAGACCCAGAUGCCCGCCUCGUCGACGUCACGGACGAGAGUUGGGGCGUCAUCCUCAGUCACCGCUUACACAACUCUAACAGCAGUGUCGAAUUCCGACCCGCUCUCGCGAGCGGAUACCUAGUCAAGCGUGGCGCUGCCGACAGCACCAUCACUACCAGCAGUAACAGCGGUCAACAUGGCGCCGGUAACUCCAGCGGGGGUGGAACUUUGGGGAGCGGUCGCGCACCAACUAUCAACACCAACGACACCUGCGCCCCUGACACACCUCGCGGCCCGAUUGCUGUCGGCGUCAACCUCCUUUGGAUCGGUGCCACCGGCGGUGCCAAUGCCCGUGCCGCCGCUAACAUAAACCUGAACAUGAACCCGGACAGUGCGACGGCUAGCAACACGCCUGGGGGCGUGCCGUCGGGCUCAAUGGGAAUGGGCAUGGGUAUGGGUAUGAUGGGCAGCGGCAGCGGCACGCCCGGUGUUGGUGGUGCGGCGGGCAUGGGUGUGGGAGCGGGGCCGCCGCCGGGGGCGGGAGCGCCGCUGACUCCACACCCGCAAGCAGCAAGGUCGACGUACGAUGGCGUGUUGCGUGAGUUCUUAGUCACGUAUCGUGGGUUGGGGUUGUUGGCGAGGUUGAAGGGUAUGAGGGGGACGAGGGGCGGUGCUGUACCGUGGCAUGUGUGUGCGGCGGUGAGGGGUGUGAAGGGAUUGGAAAGGUGUUUGUAAAGCCUUGGUGAGGUGGGUUGGGUAGGGGUUUGGUUGUAGAUGGACAGAGAUUGGUAUAGGCACGCGAAGGGAUGAGAGGAAGAGGGUAUAGGGUGCUGUUGGGUAGUGUGAGGUAGUGUACUCUUUUGUUUAAACCAAAUCGCUUUGUUGUCGACAUCGACCUCGUUACUAAUAAAACCAUUCACCG